AUGAACAGCUUGAGAGGUGCCAUCCUUAUCUGGGCAGUGGCAGCAUGGGCUAAAAUGAACAAAUCUCUGGGAGACACAGAUGAGGAUGGAUUUCAAAAAUGCAAGAAUGCCUUAAAACUACCUGUUCUGGCAGUCUUACCUGGAGGCGGCUGGGAUAAUCUGCGGAAUGUGGACAUGGGACGGGUGAUGAGCUUGACUUACACCCACUGUAGGACCACAGAGGAUGGACAGUACAUCGUCCCUGAUGAGGUCUUUACCAUUCCCCAGAAAGAGAGCAACCUGGAGAUGAACUCAAAAAUCCUGGAGUCCUGGGAGAAUUACCAGAGUAGCACCUCCUACUCCAUCAACAUGGAGCUCUCCCUUUUUUCCAAAGUCAACGGCAAGUUCUCCCCUGAGUUCCAGAGGAUGAAGACCCUUCAGGUGAAGGACCAAGCUGUAACUACCCAGGUUCAGGUAAGAAACCUGGUCUACACAGUCAAAAUCAACCCAGAUGCAGAGCUAAGCUGGGGGUUUAAGAAGGAUCUCAUGGACAUCGUUGAGCGUCUGGAGAACAACCAGACACGGAUGGCCACCUACUUGGCGGAACUCCUGGUCCUCAACUACGGUACCCAUGUCAUCAGCAGUGUGGAUGCAGGGGCUGCUCUCAUUCAGGAGGACCACAUCAGAUCUUCCUUGCUCCAGGACGGCCAGAGCAGCCGCAGUGCGGUGACAGCGUCCGCUGGAAUCACCUUCCUAAACAUCGUGAACUUCAAAUUUGAGGAGAACUACACCUCACAGGACGCCUUCACCAAGAGCUACCUCUCCAACAGAACCAACUCCAGGGUGCAAAGCAUUGGAGGGCUUCCUUUUUACCCAGGCAUCACCCUCCAGACUUGGCAGCAGGGUAUCACCAACCACCUGGUGGCCAUGGACCGAGCUGGCCUGCCUCUGUAUUUCUUCAUCAACCCUGACAGGCUGCCUGACUUGCCAGGACCCUUGGUGAAAAAGCUGUCUAAGACAGUGGAAACUGCCGUGAGACGCUAUUACGCAUUCAACACCUACCCCGGCUGCACAGAUAUCAAGUCGCCCAACUUCAAUUUCCAGGCCAACAUGGAUGAUGGCUCUUGCGAGGGAAAAAUGACCAAUUUCUCCUUUGGCGGAGUUUACCAGGAAUGCACCCAGUUCUCAGGGAAUGAGGUUGUCCAACUCUGCCAAAACUUGGAGCAGAAGAAUCCACUCACUGGCGAUUUCUCCUGCCCCUCUGGCUACACCCCAGUCCAGCUGCUAUCCCAGACCCAUGAGGAGGGUUACAACCACCUGGAGUGUUCACGGAGGUGUACCCUCCUCAUCUUCUGCAAGAGGGUGUGUGAAGAUGUCUUCCGGGUGGCCAAGGCAGAAUUUAGGGCUUUCUGGUGCGUGGCCAGUGGCCAAGUACCUGAAAACUCGGGACUACUUUUUGGUGGCCUCUUCAGCGAUAAGAGCAUCAACCCUUUGACAAAUGCACAGUCAUGCCCAGCUGGCUAUUUUCCACUGAGACUUUUUGAAAACCUGAAGGUAUGUGCCUCUCAGGACUAUGAGUUGGGAUAUAGGUUUUCCGUCCCAUUUGGUGGGUUCUUCAGCUGUGCAGUCGGGAACCCCUUGGUGGAUUCUGCCAUGUACAAAGAUUUAGGGGCACCUUCUCUAAAAAAGUGUCCAGGGGGUUUCAGCCAACACCUAGCCCUCAUCAGUGACGGGUGCCAAGUGUCUUACUGCGUCAAAGCCGGGCUUUUUACAGGAGGGUCUCUGCCUCCCGUCAGGCUCCCACCUUACACCCAACCACCCCUCAUGAGUCAGGCUGCCACCAACACUGUCCUAGUGACUAAUCUUGAGACUGCAAGCUCCUGGGUUAAAGAUUCCCAGAGCCACCAGUGGAGGCUGGGAGAGCCUCUCGAGCUUCGCAGGGCCAUGAAGGUCAUCCAUGGGGACGGUAGUGGUCUGUCUGGGGGGGCCGCAGCCGGGGUCACACUGGGGGUCACCACCGUCCUGGCAGCUGUCAUUGCCCUGGCUAUCUACGGCACCCGGAAGUACAAGAAGAGGGGAUACCAGACGGUCCAAGACGAGAGGCAGAGUUUGGUUACAGGCACGGCCGUGAAUGGAGACGCCCUUGACCAAGAACAGGUGCAGAGCCCAGCCUAAACUCUCCCAGGAAACUACUUCUCUCGUCUCCAGCCAGAGCUUCAAGCAUGUCUUUCAUUUUUUCUUUCCACUUCUGCCUUCCUAAGUAUUGAUGUGGCAAAUGCAACAAAAGGCAGGUAUAACUUUGUGACUUUCUUAGGUCUUUGGGCCAGGAAAU
Balaenoptera ricei (Rice's whale) is the source of this 2311-nucleotide messenger RNA. RefSeq names its product macrophage expressed 1 (gene MPEG1). Bases 1 to 2154 code for a protein of 717 amino acids. Gene Ontology annotation, biological process: defense response to bacterium. The transcript has a single exon. The record is from RefSeq and is a predicted model, not a curated record. NCBI's taxonomy places the organism in Eukaryota, Metazoa, Chordata, Mammalia, Artiodactyla, Balaenopteridae.